This is a messenger RNA of Mauremys mutica (yellowpond turtle), 3534 nucleotides long. RefSeq names its product protein phosphatase with EF-hand domain 1 (gene PPEF1). Bases 832 to 2826 code for a protein of 664 amino acids. The record is from RefSeq and is a predicted model, not a curated record. Gene Ontology annotation, molecular function: calcium ion binding; iron ion binding; protein binding. The transcript has 19 exons. Gene Ontology annotation, biological process: detection of stimulus involved in sensory perception. NCBI's taxonomy places the organism in Eukaryota, Metazoa, Chordata, Testudines, Geoemydidae. Gene Ontology annotation, cellular component: nucleus; cytosol.
UGUUGGGAAGGCGCCGCCUGCCCCCAUGCCACAGGUGCAAGCAGUGAGCGGCUCCCCGUUCUGGAGGCCGGCACAGAGCAUGUGCAGAAGGAUGUGGUUGAGUUUCUGAGUGGAACAGAAACUCUCCAGUUCAUGCCUGUAACUUACCUUAGGGCUGGGUAGAGCACAACAGAAAUAGACACGGGCUUUUAAUUUCUUCUCCCCUGCAGCGUCUCAAAGCCUGGUGUCUUCAAAGCUGAUGGCAAUCGCCUGUCAAAUGGCCAUUUGGGAAGCAAGAGGGGCAGGAACAAACUGAUCUGCAUUUUAGCAAACAACAGCAUGGAACUUUUUACCACCAGCCUCCUUGUCUACAGCCUCACCGCAGAAAUGAACUUUAUCUAGGGAUAAUCCUCAGGAAAAUGCAUUUCAAGGGAAGACUGGACUAUAGCGGGAUAAGCAAAAAUAACCCUAGAAAUCUCCUAUCUCUCUCUCUUUUCUUUUUCACCUAAGACAACAAAGGAAGCAGCCAUUUGACUCUGGGAGAGAUCCUGCCCUGAAAUUUGGUCAGCCCUGUUGCUGGGGGAAUGUGUGAAAUUCACUAAUUUGAACUCAUUGACUAGGAGACACGUUGCAAAUUUGUGAAUGAUGUGAAUUAGUGAGUGGAUGAACAAACACGAAGAAAAACCCAGAAGACUGCAUUGAACAAAAGCUGAUAACAGGAGUGAAUCAGCUUGGGGUGGUUCAUUGCAUCAUAAGUGGAACAUAAAGGAAAUGCUUGUAACACAGUUGGAUGAGGAAAAACCCAUUGCCUAUGAAGAGAAAUUAAAUUGAUGGACAGUCUGUACUAGAGCCAUGGGAUGUGGCACUUCUGUGACUGGGAGUCGGGCAAAAAAGUCAGAGAGAGCAAUUAAAGCAGCUAUCCUCAUUCAGAGGUGGUAUCGGUGUUACAUGGCCCGGCUGGAGAUGAGGCGGCAGUACGCUCUUAGCAUCUUUCAGUCAAUUGAAUAUGCUGAAGAACAAGCUCAGCUACAGCUGUCCAGUUUUUUUACAUUCAUGCUGGAUCACUUUACUCAUCUCAACGAGACUGAUACAGGUUCGGAUGUACAAUUACUAGAAUAUGAGCGGAUGAUAGAGGUCCCAGACUCCUACCAUGGACCUCGGCUGUCAUUUCCCCUGACUGUUGCGGACACUAAUUCACUUCUUCAUGCUUUCAAGGAUCAACAGCAUCUUCAUGCCCGCUAUGUCCUACAGCUGCUACACGAAACCAAGAAACUCCUUAAACAGAUGCCUAACAUCAUUCAUCUGUCAACCUCCUACUCCAAGGAGAUAACCAUCUGUGGUGAUUUGCAUGGAAAACUGGAUGAUCUUUUGCUGAUAUUCUACAAGAACGGCCUGCCUUCAGAAGAAAACCCUUACCUUUUUAAUGGAGAUUUUGUGGAUAGGGGGAAAAAUUCCAUAGAAAUACUUAUUAUCCUGUUUUCCUUUCUCCUUGUGUACCCCAACCAUUUACAUUUGAACAGAGGGAACCAUGAAGACCAUAUCGUGAAUCUGAGAUAUGGCUUCACAAAAGAAGUUAUGAAGAAGUACCGGUCCCAUGGCAAAAAAAUUUUAAAUCUUCUGCAAGAUGUUUACAGCUGGCUUCCCCUUGCCACUGUAAUUGACAGCAAAGUACUAAUCGUACAUGGAGGAAUAUCAGACACCACUGACUUGGAUUUCCUGAAUUUAUUUAAGAGAAAUAAGAUGAAGUCUGUGCUGAGACCACCAAGGCAGGAUAUUGCUGUCAAAGGAAUGACCAGGCCUUCAUCAUCAUCUAGCCAUAGAAGACAAUACACCAGUGAUCUGUUGGAUGUUGGGAAGCACAUGUGGCUACUUAAUGAUGGUGUCAACUCUGGCCCACUCCUAGAGGCACAGUAUCUAGAGUCCAGUGUUCGUAUGCCGAGCGUGCCUUCAGAAUUAACAGCAAAGGAAUGGAAACAAGUGGUUGAUAUUCUUUGGAGUGACCCAAAAAACCAAAAUGGCUGCACACCAAACAAAGUUCGAGGAGGUGGUUGCUACUUUGGACCCGAUGUUACCGCCAGGCUGCUUAAACGGUAUAAUCUGAAGAUGCUGAUCAGGUCUCAUGAAUGUAAACAAGAAGGUUAUGAAAUCAGCCAUCAUGGGCAGGUUAUCACUAUUUUUUCUGCCUCUAACUACUAUGAAGAUGGCAGCAAUCGUGGUGCUUAUCUAAAACUGAAUCCUGAUUUGAUACCUCGCUUUGUGCAGUAUCAAGUCAGCAAAUGCACACGCAAACAGACUCUUCACCAGAGGGUGAGUGUAGUUGAAUGGUCUGCAUUAAAGUCAUUACGAGAGAAACUUUACUCCCGGAGAUCAGAACUCAUUGCAGCUUUCAGACAGUACGACCCAAAUUACACAGGAAGAAUUUCUGCCACUGAAUGGGCAUCAGCAAUGGAAUCUGUUUUGCAUCUGGAUCUCCCGUGGAGGACUCUGCGUUCUCGGUUGGUGCAGCUUGCUCCAGAUGGAAGUGUCGAGUAUCUUUCAUGUUUUAAUGAUUUGGAAAUAGAGCCAGCCAUAAAAGAGGUUCAACCAGCUUUGGUGGAAACCCUGUACAGAUACAGAACUGAUCUGGAGAUAAUCUUUAACAUCAUUGACAAAGAUCAUUCAGGUCUGAUCUCCAUUGAGGAAUUUCGCCAGACAUGGAAACUCUUCAAUUCUCAUCUCAAAAUCGACAUAGAUGAUGAAUCCAUUGACAACCUAGCCCGCAGCAUUGACUUCAACAAAGAUGGCAGCAUUGACUUCAAUGAAUUUUUAGAGGCCUUUCAUGUGGUUAAUAAAUUUGAAAACAAGUAGAACCAGAAUUAAUUUCAGAAGUUCUUGUCCGGAGCUUGACUAUCUUCCGGUGAUGAUAUGCUGCAUUGAGAAAUGUAAUGCCUGUCUGAGAAAGAAGGGACUGCAUGGUAAACGUAUGAGGUGGAGAACCAGAAGCACGGUGCUGUUUGGGGAAGUCAUUUCUUAGCCAGUUGUAAACUGUGGACAGCUGCUAGACUGGAGAAUAUUAAUGAGAAGAGACAAAAAACUUUAACAUGCUUCUUAUGAGGUGGUCGCCUGAUGGUAGAGCAGGACAUGCCAUAUUAGCAACUUGUUUGAUUCCAGUCCUUGUUUCUUUAUCACCUGACCAUUGGGAACUUGAUCACUGCCAGUGUAGCUCCUUUAACCCUGUGGGAAGUUAAGAUGAACUUCUUUGUGUGGCUCAACAACAGUCCUCGCAGAUUAGAAGAAUUGAUGUACUCUGAAGGAAGUCCUUUCUGAUAGGGAAAAGUAGAGAGAUCCUUCGGACCAGCUAUCCUACGGUUGAAAACUGAGAGGAGAAACUCAUUUACAGAAAUUAUUCUACAUUUAAACUAGUAUUUUGCAUGAUAAUAAAUUAAUAAUUUCAGCUCACUACUACCUCUUUUACUAUUGUUUACGUACAUAGCCUAUUAUUUAAAUACAGAAAGUGCUUGCUCUUGUUACUGAUUCCCCGUGAGCUAGGGUAGUUAAUAAACAUUCUUUUGAAAA